AUGAGAUGUUUCACCUUCCAGGAUUUUCAAAUAGCACCAAUGUUGGAGGAAUUUGAACAUCUUGUUGGUAUUCCCAUAAAAACCAAACUGCCAUUUAUGGGUGUUGAAGGGACCUUGAAAUAUGAAGUUAUAGUCGAUGCCCUUCACAUGCAUAAGAAGGAGGUUAUUGCGAACCUCGGAGUGAAAGGAAAUACCAAAGGAUUUCCACUCAAUUUUCUUAUAGAGAGAGCUGACACCCUGUUGGAGGCCCAAAGUUGGGAGGCUUGCUACGCUACUAUUGCCUUGACUAUUUAUGGAAUCGUUCUGUUCGCAAACUUUGACGAUUUUGUAGACAUGAAUGCCAUUUGCAUCUUCCUCACAAAGAAUCCAGUGCCUACCCUUCUUGUUGAUGUGUUCUAUUAUCUAACUUGGAGAAGUGCAAAGAAGGGAGGAAUGAUUGCUUAUUGCGCCCCUCUAUUGUACACAUGGUUGCAGACCCAUCUUCCAAAUAGGGGUCCCUUUGUGGAUCAGAAGGAUGGUAGUUGGACCCAGAGGUUGGGAUCACUCCGAUCCAGCGAUAUUUCCUGGUACUCUAGGGAGUAUGAUGGUACAAAAAUCAUAUCCAGUUGUGGGGACUUCCCCAACAUACCACUCAUUGGUACUCGAGGUUGUAUUAAUGCUAAUCCAGUCUUAUCCAUGAGACAACUUGGGUACCCAAUGGAGGGACCUCCUGAGGAGAAGUUUUUGGAAGCCUUUUUGCUGCAUGACCUAGGAGUUGAGAAUCCGACUUUGUUUGCAAGGAUCAAGAAGGCAUGGGAAAAGGUCAACAGGAAAGGUAAGGCUGACCUAGGAAAGAAGAAUUGUAUCACCUAA
Messenger RNA from Lathyrus oleraceus (garden pea), 852 nucleotides. RefSeq lists its product as uncharacterized. The record is from RefSeq and is a predicted model, not a curated record. The transcript has a single exon. Lineage: Eukaryota; Viridiplantae; Streptophyta; Magnoliopsida; Fabales; Fabaceae. The coding region runs from base 1 to 852 and encodes 283 amino acids.